AUGGAUGCAGAUCAGUUUUCGCGUUUUAUGGAAAUGCAAAGGCAGGCGAUGCAGGCUCUGAUUGGUUCAGUGAAAACCGUUCAGUUGAAUCAGCCUGCGGCACCGGUUGCGGGAAGCGCAGCCGCGUCGUCUGUUCCACUGCCGCCGCCGCUAGAGUUGGAAGGUGACAUGGAACAAAAUUUCAAUUUUUUUGAAGUGAAUUGGAAGACCUAUGCCAGUGCGGUCGGCAUGGAUGCGUGGCCGGCCGAUCAGAACAAGCAAAAGACGAGCAUUUUGCUAUCGGUGGUUGGAAAAGACGCGUUAAAAAAAUACUUCAAUUUCGAACUGAAUCAGGCUCAGCAAAACGACCCGGAACUUGCUCUCGCGGCAAUAAAGAACAAGGUUGUGCGUGAACGGAACAAGUUUGUCGACUGGUUUGAUUUUUUUUCGCUGGUGCAAGAUUCCACAGAAAGUGUUGACAAUUAUUUGUGUCGUGUAAAAUCACUCGCGAAACUGUGCAAGUUCGGUGUGCUGGAAGGGGACAUGAUCAGGUACAAACUUGCUACUUCGAUCAAGUGGAUGAAGCUUCGAUCUAAGUUGAUAACGACCCAAAACUUGACGGAAGCGCACGCCAUGGAUUUGUGCCGUGCUGAAGAAAUAACUGAGAGGCAUCCGGUUACAGUGGGUCAAGCAAGCGCGGAAGUGAACAUGGUGAAAAGAGAAAAGAUGAAGUGUAAGUUCUGUGGGGCAAAGCAUGAUUUCUCCAAAGGUGCUUGCCCAGCGCUGGGGAAAAGGUGCAAUCGUUGUGGUGGAAAAAAUCACUUCGAGAAAGUGUGUAAGGCGGAUCGGAAGAAGAAGCUAAAGAAGAAGCUCCGAGUGAAGCAAGUGCGCGAAGAAAGCAGCUCCGAAAGUGAUUCAGCGGAGAGCAGUGAUAACGACAACGAUGAGUCGUCCUGCGGUGAGAGUGUGUCAAUCGGAAAAAUCAUUGAUAAAUCCGGUAGUGGUGGACAUGUUACCGCGGACCUGGACUUGCGGAUCGGUGGGAAAUGGCAGCCCGUGAAAUGUGAGUUGGACACUGGUGCGAACACAAGCCUUGUGGGGAAGAAUUGGUUGGAGAACAUGAUUGGCAAAGACAAAAUCGAGCUGCAGCCAUCCGCGUACCAUCUCCAAGCAUUCGGCGGGAACAGCAUUCCGGUGAUCGGGCAAGUAAAAAUUCCAUGUCGGAGGAAAGACCUGAAUUUCACUGCACCGAAAACGGAACAAGAACUUCUGAAUGUAUACCGUAUAAAAGCUCAGAAUAUCGUCAAACGACACGAGGAGGUUUUUCACGGUAUCGGUAAAUUCGCCGGAGCCGUGUCUUUGGAAGUUUCUGCCGACGUCACACCUUCGAUCCAGCCACCUCGAAGAGUUCCAAUCGCAAUGAGAGAGAAGCUGAAGGAAGAACUGAAGAAUCUGGAACGCGAUGGGUUGAUCGUGAAGGAGAACCGCCACACUGAAUGGGUUAGUAAUAUUGUGUUGGUCAAGCGCAAGGAGCAGAAAUCGGAAUCCGUUCGUAUCUGUCUCGAUCCAAUACCGCUGAACGCAGCGCUCAAACGUCCCCAUAUGCAAUUCACCACUAUCGACGAAAUUUUGACCGAAUUAGGGAAGGCAAAAGUGUUUUCAACGGCGGACGUUCGCAAGGGUUUCUGGCAUGUGCUACUGGAUGAGAAGAGUAGCCGACUAACAACGUUUUGGACACCGUUCGGGCGGUACCGAUGGAUUCGUCUACCUUUCGGGAUCGCUUCCGCCCCGGAUAUCUUCCAGAUGAAGCUGCAAGAGGUGAUUCAGGGAUUAUCGGGAGUGGAAUGCGUUGCUGACGAUUUGCUGAUUUACGGCUCGGGAGACACGUUGGAGGAAGCUUUGGAGAACCACAAUAUCUGCUUGGAGAAGUUGUUGGUUCGCUUGAAGGAAUGCAACGUCAAACUGAACUUCAGCAAACUCAAGCUCUGCGAAACGUCGGUCAAGUUCUACGGACACGUGUUGACGAACAAGGGACUUCAACCGGACGAGAGUAAAGUUGUUUCUAUCAAGAAUUUUCCGCGUCCGACAGAUCGUAAACAGCUUCAAAGGUUCAUUGGAAUGGUGAACUACCUCAGCCGUUUCAUACCAAAUCUCAGCGCAAAUUUCACUGUCCUUCGGCGAUUGAUUUCGGAGAAAGAGAAUUGGGUUUGGUCAGAAAAGGAAGAAGAGGAGUUCAAUCGUGUCAAGUGUUUGGUGGCAGAUACUAAUACACUGCGAUACUACAAUGUGAACGAGCCAAUAGUGAUCGAGUGUGAUGCUAGUUCUUACGGUCUAGGGGCAGCUGUUUUCCAAAGCCAUGGAGUAAUUGGAUACGCUUCACUGUUUCGGAAGCCACUACUUUCUGCACCGCGACGUCUGCAGCACAUGUUGCUAAAUCUGCAGCGCUACCGAUUGACAAUCGAGUUUGUCACGGGCAAAGACAACGUGGUGGCUGACGCGAUAUCCAGAGCACCGUUCGACGAAAAUCUUGCGGAUGAUAGGUUCAAUAAGCGGAACAUCUUUCGAGUAUUCCGUGAAAUCGAAGAAGUCAAUCUCUCCAGUUUCCUGAAAGUGAAGGAUGAGCAGUUGAACGAGAUCAUUGCAGCGACAGAAGCGGACACAUCUUUGCAACAGGUUAUGCAGUACAUUCGUGAUGGUUGGCCCGCAUCAGUGGAUAGAGUUCCGGAUAGUGCCAGAAUGUUCUUCAAGUACAGGAACGAGCUCAGCACUCAAGACGGAAUCAUAUACCGUAACGACAGGAUUGUUGUCCCGUAUACGCUACGUCGGAAGUUGACUGGCAAAGUCCAUGUCAGCCACAAUGGGAUGGAGGCGACUCUAAAGUUGGCACGGGCGAACCUUUUCUGGCCUGGAAUGAGUGCCCAGAUUAAGGAAGCUGUCGCUCAGUGCAACGUGUGUGCUAAAUUCCAAGCAUCUCAAACUCCAGCGCCAAUGCAAAGUCACCCAAUUCCAGUAUACCCAUUCCAAUUGGUAUCAAUGGAUGUCUUCUUUGCUGAGUACCAAGGAAAAAGAUGCAAAUUCCUCGUUACUGUUGACCAUUUUUCGGAUUUUUUUGAAGUUGACCUGUUGAAGGAUUUAACACCGAAAGCAACGAUUGCUGUAUGCAAAUCCAACUUUUCCCGACACGGCAAGCCGCAACAGGUCAUAUCAGACAACGGAACGAAUUUUGUCAACCGAGAGUGGAAACAGUUCGCUCGUGAAUGGGACUUUCUUCAUUCAACAUCGGCACCACACCAUCAGCAGGCUAACGGAAAAGCUGAAGCGGCCGUGAAGAUAGCGAAACGGUUGUUGAAGAAAGCAGAUGAAGCAGGCAAUGAUUUCUGGUACGCAUUAUUGCACUGGAGAAAUGUUCCAAAUAAAAUUGGUUCCAGUCCCGCAGCACGGUUGUUUUCUCGAAAUACUCGCUGCGGUAUACCAAUGUCUACAAACCAUCUAAUGCCAAAACUAGUGUCGGGUGUUCCUGAAGCGAUUGAAGAACGAAGGCGUAAAGCGAAGAUUCAGUAUGAUAGAAAAGCCAGGAAUCUACCGCAUUUGGAGACGGGAUCUUCAGUCUACGUACAACUUCAACCAGAAACAUCUAAGACUUGGACACCUGCCAGAGUUAGCAACAAACUGAACGAGCGGUCGUACAUAGUUGAUGUGGAUGGUAUGCAGUAUCGACGUGAUUUGGUGCACUUGAAACCACGUAAUGAACCCCAGGCGCCUGAAGUGAAUCCAGAUCAGUUCAUCAUACCAAACGUUGAUCCUGUUGCCACGGAGCAGUUGGCCGUGCCGGUUUCUGACAGAUCGGUGUCUAAUCGAGAAGCGACCAACAGUGUACCUGAUGCCGUUCAUCCGGAAGUAGCAUCAGCAGCGAAGCCACCGGAGACCCCGAAAGUUACCAAACCAUCCAAGGAUUCAGUCGCUGAUGAUCAAAGUGUUAGACCUAAGAGAAAUGUUAAGCUCCCAAUGCGAUUCAAAGAUUACUGUCUCUAA
Molecule: messenger RNA, 4011 nt
Organism: Aedes albopictus (Asian tiger mosquito)
Lineage: Eukaryota; Metazoa; Arthropoda; Insecta; Diptera; Culicidae
Exons: 3
Coding region: 1-4011 (1336 amino acids)
Biological process (GO): DNA integration
Molecular function (GO): nucleic acid binding
Source: RefSeq, a predicted model, not a curated record